Molecule: messenger RNA, 2165 nt
Organism: Melopsittacus undulatus (budgerigar)
Lineage: Eukaryota; Metazoa; Chordata; Aves; Psittaciformes; Psittaculidae
Product: extracellular tyrosine-protein kinase PKDCC-like
Exons: 7
Coding region: 41-1408 (455 amino acids)
Biological process (GO): peptidyl-tyrosine phosphorylation; skeletal system development
Cellular component (GO): extracellular region
Molecular function (GO): non-membrane spanning protein tyrosine kinase activity; ATP binding
Source: RefSeq, a predicted model, not a curated record
CAGAGCGGCCCGAGCCCGCUGCGGAGCAGCCCUGCUCCCCAUGACGGUGGCGGCAGCGGUGGGGCGAAGGUGGCGGGGAGCCCGGCUGAGCGCGGCCGCGCUGCUGGCGCUGCUGGCACUGGCGCUGCUGGCGCUGACGGCCGGGCGCGGUGGUGGUGGCAGCGGUGCGGGGCAGCCGGGAUCCCCUCCGCCGCCGCCGCUGCCGCCGGGCUUGCGGGAGGAGUUGCGGCAGAGACGGCGCGACCUGCUGCGCCUGGAGGCGGCUGCGGGCGGCGGCGAGGCGGCGAGCGGCGGGCUGGGCUGCGGCGACCUGAGCCUGGCGACGGGCGUCAGCGUGCUGGGAUGGGGCUUCACCAAGGUGGUGGCUCGGGCGGCGCUGGCGGGCGGCGGCGCCGUGGCCCUCAAGUCGGUGCACGGGGCGGGCCGGGAGGUGCGGCAGUGCGUGCUGCGCUACGGGGCGCCGGCCGGCUGCCGCCGCCUGGCCGCCUACAAGCUGCUAAAGGAGGUGACGCUACUGCAGCGCCUGCGGCAUCCCGGCAUCGUACAGCUGCACGGUCAAUGCUAUGAUAAUAGCGGAGAUCCUGAAAUACGGGUCACAGCUAUGCUGGAACUGGGAUCCCCCCUGGAGAUGAUUCAGCUUCUGCAGACCCCCUGGGAGGAGAGAUUUAAAAUUUGCCUGAGUCUUGUGGAACUGCUGUUUUACUUGGCACAUUCUCCCCUGGGUUCAAUAGUCCUCUUGGAUUUCCAGCCGAGGCAGUUUGUUAUGGUGGAUGGAAACCUAAAAGUGACAGACAUGGAUGAUGCCAGCACUGAGGAACUGUCAUGCAAGGAAGAUAAUGACUGCACACUUGACUUCCCUACGAAAAGCUUUCCCCUCAACUGCUCUGCAGCUGGGAAAUGUGAAGGAAUAAAUGAAAAGAAGAAUCUUUUCAAUGCAUAUCGGUAUUUUUUCACCUAUCUUUUGCCACACUCUGCACCAUCAGCUUUGCGGCCCUUCUUGAGCGAUAUUCUGAAUGCAACAGGUGAUUUACGAUAUGGAAUAAAUGAAACCCGGAAAGCUUUUGAAAAGGUUUUACAUCUCUACAAGUCUGGGCUCUACCUGCAGAAAAGACCUCUGCUUUUAAAAGACUACAUCUCCCUAAAGGGCUUCCGAAUGGUGGAAGGAGAAGACUACAAGUGCUGGCCCUCCUACAGCCAUCUGGGAUGCCUGCUUUCCGUUCACAGUGCUGAGGAAGCUGCCACAAUCUGUAACUCCCAAUCGCAGUGCCAAAGCUUUAUCAUCACCCAGCAGAGGACCUGGACAGGACGCCCACUCGCCUCAUUUCAGAGUAGCCUGACUGAUUUAAUACCGGAUGCUAACGCUGUCAUCUAUGUUAAACGAUCUGCUUCCUCAGGGGAAAGACUUUAGAGACAAUGAGAUCACAUAAAAUGAUCCUGGGAGGAACAAACCACUGGGGAGAAUUUCAUCUGCUGAAAAGAAUGGCUUAUUUUCUUUUGCUUUGGGAUGGGAUCACCCUGCCAGCCCAGAUAGAGUCAGAUGCUGCUGCCUCCUUGAUCAAAGCUCAGAUUUCUCAUUGCAGCCCUGCUAGCUUCCAUAUUUGUUCCCACACUGCUGUUCCACAGUCCCAGUUGUAGUCAAAUGUCGCUAGACUGUGCAAUCCUUCGCCUUGCUGUUUCGGUAACGAGCUUGUCAGCCAAGAAAUAGAAAUAGCUGCACGGGCUCCAGCUUGGGUAUGCUUAGUUAGUUCAGUCACCUCUGAAAACCUAUGGAUAACACACCUUGGAGAAGACUCCUUCUGCAGCUGCUGACCAGGAUUUCAUACCACUGCAGAUGUAAAAGACUCGAUCUGAGCUAUGGGGCCAAGGUUGCAGGGUUGGGGUCCAUAACCAGAGGUUGAUGAUGGGGGUGGUCUUCCAAGGAGGGUCCUGAUUCCAUUCUUUCCAGGGCAGGGGAGGGAGGUGGUGUAUAAGUCAGCUUUGGAACCAAAUGUCUGCAUGUUUGGAUGCAUGAUUUGGGUUUGACCCUAUGUGAUUUGUAAUGCCAGAUCCCAUGUAUCAACCUUGAAGGUUUUUCUCUGUUACUUUCCAUGAAAGAACAAGACAUUCAAAUUAUUUAUGUGUAAGGUGUGAUUCUGUAUGAUAAAGAAUUACUAUGUUUAUUCUAA